Pecten maximus is the source of this 5158-nucleotide messenger RNA. Its product is annotated as embryonic protein UVS.2-like. Lineage: Eukaryota; Metazoa; Mollusca; Bivalvia; Pectinida; Pectinidae. Bases 181 to 1254 code for a protein of 357 amino acids. The record is from RefSeq and is a predicted model, not a curated record. The transcript is spliced from 9 exons.
UUUUGUUUGUUACACGAACCUCAUCUGCUCAAAACAAGUCGUACACCACUCGCGCUACAGUACAUAGGGAACGCUAAACUCGCUUUAGUUCUGGUUGUGUGUGAGGAAUAGUACGGAUAUGUUUAACACCUAGGGAAUCCGUUAAAGUACUAACAAGAGGAUUCCAUUACUGUCACCAUCAUGGGAUACACGGAACGGCUGAUAGCCUGUUUCAUCAUUCUCGCGUGUGCUUCUAAAGUUCGAGCACAGUGUUCCGGGUCACCCACGGAUAUCACUAUAUCAACCUAUGAAAUAGGUUCAUUUACGUAUCCAAGCAGCGGGUUGUACACACAAAACCUGAACUGUGCCUGGUUACGGAACCCAUCCGGUUCAAGCAGUGAAGACUUUCUUAUGUAUGUGUCGAUUACCCAGUUGACAGCUAACGACAUACUCACCAUUUAUAAUGGUACAGACAACACGGGGUCCAAUUUGUACACAUCUCCUAAUUCGGGCACAUCAAGUCUAAGCUUUACCCUUAUCGCCACUUCCGGAAACGCCUACAUCACUUUUGUAUCUGAUGGUACGGGGGAUGCCAAUCAGCAUGGUUUUACCAUCCAGUACAUGACCGCAUCGUCCAAUUCCGCGGCAGGUUGCAGUUCGCCCGCGAGUUUAACAGCUACGGACACGACACAGUACCUAACGAGCGGCAAUUUCCCAUCAAAGUACUCCUCAGACAGCGACUGCACCUGGUCGAUCAGCACACAGGAUAGCUGUGGGAGUAUCGUAUUAGACUUCAUCUAUAUCGACAUAGAGUCUGAUUCCACCUGUGACUACGAUAAAUUAACAGUCACAUACGACGGAAGUUCACAGCCAAAUCUUUGCCCUACGAAUGAUUGGAAUUCCGCAUCCGACCACAGCACGACGGGUACAUCAGCCAGCAUAAAUUUGGUGUCAGACAAUGGCCAAGAACAUCAUGGAUUCGUGAUGUCUUAUACCAGAACAGGCUGUGCAACUUCUACAAGCAAUGGGGCGACUGCUAGCACUGGGGCGACUUCUGAAGAGGGCGCGGAUCCUGGAUUGAUUGCAGUCGCUACGGUAGUACCCGUGGCAGGUGUGGGUGCUUUCGGAACACUUUUUGCGUUAAAGUUAAAGAGCAUGAUCGGCUCAAAGGCAUCUGUUAAACCAAGUACAACACAAAAUGGAGGUGAUAUUAAAAAAGGAGACGGUCAAACAGCAACAUUAACAGAGGCAGAAAACGGAACUGCUCCAGACUAGGUAGAAUUGACCAGACCUCGUCAGUCUUUGUACAAUUGUAUUACGUUAUAUUAUAUUUUAGGGAUCAGAUGGUCAGUAUAAGCCCUGAUCAUUGUAGUUUAUCUGUCGUUGUACGACGUAUAUUUGAAAUUGUCAAAUUUUGACUUAUCCAAAUCCAUCUGGAAGGUUAAAUCUAAAUGUAACUGAUAUGGAGUUGAUUGUAAACAGUGAUAUAUCUCUUACAUAUGGUAGGUACAACGUGCCGGCGAAGUCGGUGAUUUUCAGACAGUUGAUACAGUCGUCUGUUUUAGCCUUAAUGCUCCAUCCUAUUGAGUCAGUACUAUAAUUGACUUUUAACCAAAAUAUACAGGAAGUGUUUCUAAAAUAUUACUGACCAAACAGUGUCGCUUUUUCGAUUUGUUCGAAACACCGUAUUUACCGACAUAAUUGACCAUGAUUUCAUGAAACAUUUUAACUGCACAGAAAAAAACACCUAACGGAGAUGUGAAAACGAAAUUGAUCAAAGAAAUAUCGGAAUAAGAUUAUAGGUUCAAACAAAAAAUCUGUUGAUAGAUCAAUAUGACCCACAUAAUUAUCUAUCUCCUUUUAAAACGCUUUUUAAAAUAAAGGAAACAGUUAAGCAAUGAAACACUGAAAAUCAAGCAAAAUGACACGCUUCAUUAUAGUAUUACCAAGAGUAGAUCAAACUAAAAAUGCUAAUACAAAAUAUAGAAACAUACGUAUUUGUUACUCAUUGACGUCGUCGAAUGUACAUCUCUAGAUGAUAAUCAUCACAGCAAUCAAUAACAAUAUACCAAAAAGGUUUUGGAGAACAGGACUGACAUUGUUCUAAUGAUUAGUAGUCCAGUCCAAAAUCGACCUCACCGUUCCUACAAAUGGCACGCUUUUAUCUUUCUUAAUUUUUUAAUGAACGAGUUCUUUACCAGGAGAGGCGAAUGAUGUUAUAAGUACGUGAUUGUGAACUAUACACGAUCCCGAUGACUUCGAGUUAACGAGGUUUUUGGUAUCUCUAAAGAGAAGUGUUCUAAAAAUCUCUCAUUGACACGAUAUUUACACGUACAUGGAUGUUUCCGUGAAUUCUUUUAUACAUCUUGUAACAUUUACAAUUAGGAUGUAUAUUUUAGCAGCAAUAAGGUUUAAAGGAAUUCGGCAAGUAUUCACAGUCCAAGUUGCUUCACGUUUUUUUAAUAUAUUAAUAUAUAUUGUUCAACAAUAUAUACAAUAUACCUUUUCCGUUUCUGUCCUAUUUUAUUUUUUAUUUUAGGAAGUAUGCUGCUGUUACGUAUCAAUCCUCUCUAGCCAAUAGUUCAGUUCGUAUUGCCGUAUUUACUUAUACGAAAUUAACUCUUGGCUCGCGAAAAUUAAUUGUGUUUAAGUUUGUGGUUUGGUGUCAUUUUUUGUACUGUUGUUAUAUUUGAUUUUGUAUACAUGGUUAACAUUGUAUUAGACUUAAUGCGUAUUCAUUCGGUUUAUUAUCCCCAUGUUUUCCUAUAAAUAAAAGUUCUUCAAUGUAUGUUCUUGUCAAUAUUUGCACCGAGUACCUAUAACGUCGAUCUAAUUCUGAUAUCUAUAGAAAAUGAUAUUGUAGAAUAGAAUAUAAUACUUUACGAAUACUGUUUCCAAGCACCAAUGUGCAUUAUAUUCAAGUCCAUCUCCGAAUAUCAAAUAAUGAUAUCUCCGAAUGUCAACUAGAAUGUAAAUGUAAACUUUAUCUAUUUACAACAAUUGCGAAACAAGUUGAAUCAACUUAUAUUAAUCACGCGUGUUGGGCUGGAUAGAAGCGCGCGACACGUCUUACUGUGGUUGGUCUAGGUGAAAGGCAAGCGUAUUAUCACUGUGCCAACCUACCACUUAAAUUAGCGAUAGGCGGCGUCAUGUAGUCGGAAACCAGCAGAAAAACACUAACUAUAGUCGAUGAGACAAAACUAAGCAAUGGGCGGAGUCAUGCAGUCGACCAACCAGUAACUAAACUAGCUAAAAAGAUAUCUGAGUAUGGAGAGUGGUUCAUUGGUAAAUUGACCAUAUGACUCAACCUAUUAUUAGGUUUCGUCUCAGCGACAAUAUAGUAAGUGUUCUGUCGACACGAAAAGACAGAAAUAGUUCGACUAAUGGAGGACUAUUUCACCUCAGCAGAUAUGACCAGUAAUGAUUCCGACGAGUUGCUCUUCGUUGAAAUGAAAUAAUCUUUUAUGUUUGGGUCCAUCUUUACACUGAUUUAUUUCUUCAAACUUUAGACACAUUAAAUCUGACUCUAAAGUUAUCAUACUUCGCAGUUUUGAUAUUUGUUCAAGAAACAGAAAUGCAUGUAUUUAAUUAUAUUUCCCAUACCUCAAUCUGUUGAGACGUUUAAAAACAGGAGCAAUUAUAUUUAAUCCAACGGGGAUAGUCACAAUCUCAGUCCGGUUUCGGGUCGUAAUCCUCUAUAGCCGUCCGUGUGAUUUACCACAUGGAUUUUAUAGAAUCUCAAACAUCAGUAGGUAAUUAUCAUAUUCUCAUAUAAUUGCCCUGAUAUAAUUUCAUCUAAAUAUCCCUUGAUUAUGGAAUCCUGUCAUGACUCGCCUAUAGCCCAAUGUCAAAAUAUUAAUUCAUUCGGCUGUAAAAUAUUUGGAGGUGGUGAUAAUUGACAGAUUAUUAUCUGGAGAAGUAACUGUCUGCAAUGGCAUAAAAAACAAAACACCAGAGACUUUAAUUCAUUUGUCUAAAAAAAGCACUUCAUUCACAGCUCUCAUAAAAUGUCAUUUUGAUUUUACGUUCUUCUUGGUAUGACGUUUUUUUUUAAUUACAUGAAAAUUACAUUUCUUGGUAUGACGUUUUUUUAAUUACAUGAAAAUUACAUUACCCCUUACUUUUUGCGGCUACGAAGAAUAAGUUUCCAGGUCAAGGUGAUAUAAAAAUAUCAACAGUAAAUAUAAAUGAAUUUGAUGGUGUCUAUGUCUACGUUUGAGCAUAUACACAAUUUACAAUUUUGGAUAUUCCUUUUUUCUGUAGUGGCAAAUCAAAUAAUACAUUUCCAGAAAAUACGCAUGCGAUAACUAUUUGAGUACCAUAAAAAUUAAUAUGUAAUAAUAUUUUUGCUUGCUACUAUAAAACAAAUCACCCCGCGGCUGGCGUCGGCGUCAGUGUUGGUUUCAAAAUAUUACGUUUCGGUGAAAGUGGUGAAAGGCAUCGGAAAACUUCUUCAUAAUUGUACUAAAGUACUGAUAUUUGGGUUGAGAGUUGUCGUAGAAGUUAAAUAUUAUGUCCCGGAGUCAAAAAUGCUUCAUUUUCAUAAGGCUAAAUUCAGUGUUGUUUUUUUUUUACAAUGCUAAGCCUUAUUAAUGCCUGUUCUACCUAUUAAUAUUCAUAAACAUUUUCUGUUACAUGUUCAAUAUACGUGUGUUGCAAUAUAGAUUACGGUAAGUUGGUAAAUAACUCUACUAAUUCUAGUGAAAGGUAUAACGAUAUACGAUGUUAGGUGAACUCCGUCCGAUGUUUUUACUCCAUAUUUUUUAAAGGACCCAAACCGAAAUAGGCCAUUUUGUGGCAUUAUGGGUAUUUCUAGGUAAAUGGCAUGUACAUACCACUCAUACUAAGUCUUGUAUAUUGCAAGUAUAUAUAUAUAUAUGUAUAUCUACCGCCAUGCUUAAAAUAGCCUGCCUGUCUCAUUUUGUUGUGCUGUCUUCCUAUUUUCAUAUGGUAUAGGCGUCAUGUUUUUGUACUCAAAAUUGCUGUGAUAUGUUAUAGAUCGACCUGGAAAAACUUGAGCACCAAAUACAAAUAUUCUUAUACUCAGUCUUAAUACAAAAUGUUCUUUUUAUUUUCAAUCUGAAUCGUGAUCUUAAUUGUAUGCUUUAAUCUAAAAUGUGAUAUCAUGUUUUAUAACAUUUUACCUGAAUAAAUAUUAUUAUCGUUAUCAUGAAUUAAA